GCGCGCGGCCCGGCCAGCCUCGGAGCUCGGGAAGAUGUUCAACGUGGAGUCGGUGGAGCGGGUGGAGCUGUGCGAAAGCCUCCUCACUUGGAUCCAGACAUUUAAUGUGGAGUCACCAUGCAAGACUGUGGAAGAUUUAACGAAUGGGGUUGUGAUGGCUCAGGUUCUUCAGAAGAUAGAUCCUGCAUAUUUUGAUGAAAAUUGGCUUAACAGAACUAAACUGAAAGUAGGAGAUAAUUGGAGGCUAAAGAUAAGCAAUUUAAAGAAAAUUUUAAAAGGAAUCUUGGAUUAUAACCAUGAGAUUUUAGGCCAACAGAUUAAUGAUUUUACCCUUCCUGAUGUGAACCUUAUUGGGGAGCAUUCUGAUGCUGCAGAACUUGGAAGGAUGCUUCAGCUCAUUUUAGGCUGUGCUGUGAACUGUGAACAGAAGCAAGAGUAUAUUCAAGCCAUUAUGAUGAUGGAGGAAUCAGUCCAACAUGUUGUGAUGACAGCCAUUCAAGAGCUGAUGAGUAAAGAAUCCCCUGUCUCUUCUGGAAAUGAUGCCUAUGUUGACCUUGAUCGCCAGUUGAAGAAAACUACAGAGGAACUUAAUGAAGCUCUAUCAACAAAGGAGGAAAUUGCUCAAAGAUGCCAUGAGUUAGACAUGCAGGUUGCAGCAUUGCAGGAGGAGAAAAGUAGUCUGUUGGCAGAGAAUCAGAUAUUAAUGGAAAGACUUAAUCAAUCCGAUUCUAUAGAAGAUCCUAAUAGUCCAGCAGGCAGAAGGCACCUGCAACUCCAGACUCAGUUAGAACAGCUCCAAGAAGAAACAUUCAGGUUGGAAGCAGCCAAAGAUGAUUAUCGAAUACGCUGUGAAGAAUUAGAAAAGGAAAUAUCUGAACUUCGCCAGCAGAAUGAUGAACUAACAACUUUGGCAGAUGAAGCUCAGUCAGUUAUAAAAGAUGAAAUAGAUGUUCUUAGACAUUCUUCUGAUAAAGUGUCUAAACUAGAAGGUCAAGUGGAAUCAUAUAAAAAGAAGCUAGAAGAUCUUGGUGAUUUGAGAAGACAGGUUAAACUCUUAGAAGAAAAAAAUACAAUGUAUAUGCAAAAUACUGUCAGUCUAGAAGAAGAAUUAAGAAAGCCAAUGCAGCACGAAGUCAACUUGAAAACAUAUAAGAGACAGGUGGUAGAACUGCAAAAUAGAUUAUCUGAAGAAUCAAAGAAAGCAGAUAAAUUAGAUUUUGAACAUAAACGUCUAAAAGAAAAAGUUGACAGUCUUCAAAAAGAAAAGGAUAGGUUGAGAACAGAAAGGGACUCUCUGAAGGAAACCAUUGAAGAGCUUCGCUGUGUGCAGGCACAAGAAGGACAGCUUACCACUCAAGGUUUAAUGCCUCUGGGAAGUCAAGAAUCUUCAGAUAGUCUGGCAGCAGAGAUUGUUACACCUGAAAUUAGGGAGAAACUUAUUCGUCUUCAGCAUGAAAAUAGGAUGUUAAAAAUUAACCAAGAGGGUUCAGACAAUGAAAAGAUUGCCUUAUUGCAGAGCCUCCUAGAUGAUGCAAAUCUACGCAAUAAUGAAUUGGAGACAGAGAACAGGCUGGUGAAUCAAAGAUUUCUUGAAGCACAAUCACAAGUUGAAGAAUUGCAAAAAUCUUUACAGGAUCAAGGCUCAAAAGCAGAAGAUUCAGUUCUUCUAAAAAAGAAGCUUGAAGAACACCUAGAGAAGCUACAUGAAGCCAAUAAUGAAUUACAGAAGAAGAGAGCCAAUAUCGAAGAUCUUGAAACAAGAUUUAAUAACAGCUCUUUAAAGAUUGAAGAACUACAGGAAGCUUUAAGGAAAAAAGAAGAAGAAAUGAAGCAAAUGGAGGAACGAUAUAAAAAAUACUUAGAGAAAGCCAAAAGUGUUAUUCGUACUCUAGAUCCUAAACAAAAUCAAGGAGCAGCACCGGAAAUACAAGCUCUUAAAAACCAACUCCAGGAACGUGAUCGCCUUUUCCAUUCAUUAGAGAAAGAAUAUGAGAAAACAAAAAAUCAAAGAGAUAAGGAAGAGAAAUUCAUUGUCAGUGCCUGGUAUAAUAUGGGCAUGACUCUGCAUAAAAAAGCAGCUGAAGAUAGACUUGCAAAUACAAGUGCAGGACAGUCAUUUCUGGCUAGGCAAAGACAAGCAACCAACACAAGAAGAUCUUACCCAGGUCAUGUUCAACCAGCCACAGCAAGGUAGACAAGUCUUACUGUUAGAUUAAAAAGCACCCCACGUUCAAAGUAUACUUCUAUUACAUAUAACAAUAUUUCUGGAAAUUCAGCCAGCUUAUAUUUUGUUUCUAUGUUAUGUUAUGAUUUCAUUGUUUUUCCUUGUACUUUCUCCUGUAUUCAUGUUUUCAUUUCUUCCUUUAUUUUGUAGUCCUUUCGGUUCCUUGUAAUGUGCC
Molecule: messenger RNA, 2399 nt
Organism: Suncus etruscus (white-toothed pygmy shrew)
Lineage: Eukaryota; Metazoa; Chordata; Mammalia; Eulipotyphla; Soricidae
Gene: HOOK3
Product: hook microtubule tethering protein 3
Biological process (GO): cytoskeleton-dependent intracellular transport; cytoplasmic microtubule organization
Cellular component (GO): cytoplasm; centrosome
Molecular function (GO): microtubule binding; dynein light intermediate chain binding
Source: RefSeq, a predicted model, not a curated record